AUGUCAUCCAAGAACGACAAACUGGUGCACAACCUGUCGUCAAAGGAGCUGACGGAGGAACAAAUGCAGGUUUUACGGCAUGAGGCCUCAUUCAACACAGCCGAUGCCAAACCUGCCAACAUGAUCGCAGCAGUGGAAUCAAUCCUCAGCCAGACGGGAGCGACGGACGAAACGAAGAACCUCAUUCGACACCAAGUGUCCUCCCUCCUCAUGGCUCAUAGGCCGCGCGACGUGCUUUCCAAGGUCGAGCGUGAUGCACUUAAGGAACUCAGGGCCGACAACGACCUCGGUAUCGUGCCUGAGGACAAGGGACGUUCAACGGUCGUAUUGGACAGGACAGACUACAAUCAAAAAGCCAAAAGCUUGUUGGAGGAUCGUCAGUCCUAUGUUCCAUGCGAAUCCAACCCCAUGAAAACGCUGACACGCGAGAUUAACGCGACGCUGUGGGCAAUGGAGAACUCAAGUGCAAUAUCGCCAAUCGACCGACGCAUGGCGAGAGCACAAGAAACGGCCCUAGCCCGAUUCUACGGUCUCCCAAAAGUGCACAAAGAGGGCGUUCCUCUCCGGCCUAUCGUAUCACUAAAGGGCACUCCAACCUACGGACUGGUAACGUGGCUGUUCCAACGUCUUAAGUUUCUGACCUUCGACUCGAACACCACAGUCAGCUCGUCAACGCAAUUCUUGGAGAAGCUUAAAGGAGUAAGUCUCCUGCCAAGCGAUAUCAUGGUUUCCUUUGAUGUCACGUCCCUUUUUACUUCUAUCCCGCAGGAUCUGGCAGUCGAGACCAUCGAACUACUCCUACGAGAGAAAUACGACGAAACGGAGAAUCGCCUCGGACACACCCAAAUCAUCCAGCUCCUGAAGUUCUGUCUCAAGACGUACUUUACGUUCGACGGAACAAUCUACGAGCAGGUGAAGGGAACGCCAAUGUGUUCGCCGAUUUCGGGCCUCAUAGCCGAGGCGGUCCUACAACGGCUGGAGUCGCUGGUUUUCCGACACCACAGACUGAAAUUUUGGGCUCGGUAUGUGGAUGACACCUUCGUCGUCAUCGGACGGGAUCAGGUGCUGACGUUCAAAGAACAACUCAACGCCGUCUUCCCGGACAUUCAAUUUACGAUGGAGGAGGAGAAAACAAUCAGCUGGCCUUCCUGGAUGUCCUCGUCUGCCGCAAAGAUUGUGGUGGCCUAA
This is a messenger RNA of Spirometra erinaceieuropaei, 1188 nucleotides long. Lineage: Eukaryota; Metazoa; Platyhelminthes; Cestoda; Diphyllobothriidea; Diphyllobothriidae. The record is from the annotation of a GenBank genome assembly.